AUGGAGUUUGUGCCCACACUGCCGGCCGGCGGGCUUGGGCUACUUCAGCCUACGGAGGAUUCCUUUGACCGGCUGAUGGAAAGACUCAACGCGGUCCAUCUUCAGCAAGUCGCCACCCUAAAUCGGAAGGUCGAACGGCUCCGGCGUCAGCUUCGCAACUGUGUUCGCCGGG
Molecule: messenger RNA, 172 nt
Organism: Symbiodinium necroappetens
Lineage: Eukaryota; Dinophyceae; Suessiales; Symbiodiniaceae
Source: the annotation of a GenBank genome assembly